Messenger RNA from Caenorhabditis remanei, 768 nucleotides. RefSeq lists its product as uncharacterized. The transcript has a single exon. The record is from RefSeq and is a predicted model, not a curated record. Bases 1 to 768 code for a protein of 255 amino acids. NCBI's taxonomy places the organism in Eukaryota, Metazoa, Nematoda, Chromadorea, Rhabditida, Rhabditidae.
AUGGCACCCUCGUGGAGAAACGAAACUUCAAAUCACGCCCAAAUUAAUAACCAUCUAGAUCAGAAAGGUUAUUGUGGCACCACUCUGAACUGCUACUGGCUCGACAAAAACUGUUGUAACCAAGAUUCCAUUGACUUUGCCAAAAGACAAUCAUUGCAAUGGUUUAAUAAUACAGAUAACAGUUUCCGGUCAAGACUCAACUCUACGCUCUACUCGAUGGGUUUAUGUUCUGCUGUGACAACUACAACUGCCACAACCGAAGAUCUGAACUGUUCAUAUCUCCCUGACGCCUGUUGCAGUGUUCCCACAUUGAACUACUUGAGCGUGAUGUCCCCAAAUUGGACAAGACCUUUUAGUUCAGAAUGGAAAGCCAGAUUGAUUAUUCAUCUUGCUGAAAGAGGUUAUUGCCCGACACUUUCUACGACAACUACUGCAUUGAAUUGUUUCUACCUCAGAGAGUCAUGUUGUAAUCCUAGAGCAGUCAUGUACCUGAACACUUAUGUAUCAACAUGGGAAAAAAUUACCGACACAGUAUGGCAAACAAGAAUGCAGGAUAAUAUUACUAAACAAGGCUACUGUCCGGAUGGAGCUACCACUGUAUCGACACUAGAUUGUGGCUGGCUUGAAGAGAAAUGCUGUACUCCAGAAGCAGUGGAAUUAGCAAACAAUGCAUCGAGCAGUUGGAGAGAUAUAACAAAUGCGACUCGGCGUGCAAAUUUCCAGGACAGUUUGGUUGCUAAAGGACUAUGUGACAAUGGUGAGUGUUAG